UUCGUCGAUCAUGCAGGUGGCUCCGCGCAGUCAUAGAAGCAGUGAGAAAAUCUCAACCGUAAAAACUUCAAUGGUUUACCAAUUCUUGACUUUUGAGCUGAUAUCUGAUUAUAGAUAUUCUUUUGGGAUAAUAUCUUUCACAGUAUUUUAAAUGCUACAGAUAUUUCUAUGAGUAAUAUUAUUGUUAAUGUGAACAUACGGGAAUGGAAUUUGAAGUUUUACAAAUGUAAACAUGGCGACUGCUCAUGCUAAUUGGUGUUUAUAUUUUAUGUUUGUGAAGAUUAUAGGCGUGGAUUAGACUUUAUACAAAAUGCUAGUAUUAGUCUCAGCCAGGGUGCUGGGCAAGCAAUGAACCUGUUUCGAGCCCUGAUUCCUUGUGCGUUGCAACGAAGUUGCUGGACAGAAGAUGAAUGUAUGACUGGAAGAAUGGGAGCUUCUGCCUCCAAUCCAACUGGAGAGCCCCAUAGCAGAGUUGGUUCUGUGACUCAAGGAGCACGUUUGUCUGCUGCUUGUCACACUGGUAUUGCUCCAUCUGGCACAAGUGAUCAACUUUCUGUGGUUGUGCGAGAGAGGAAAAAGAAGGUGACUGGAUUUGCAACACUGCGUAAGAAGUUUAUCCGUCGCCGCCGAUCAUCUAAAAUUUGUGAUCAUGGGCGAGUGCUGCGUGAAUUGGUGGCUGAGUGGGGUCCCUUGGAGGUGGGGGCACUGUUGGAGGAGUAUGAGGCUCUUGCUGCCUUAAAAGACUUGUCAGUGCAAGCUGAACUUGCCAGGCCUCCAGCUGCCACUUACAAACAAGACCUGUCUGCUCUCUAUGACUUCAAAUAUUGCACAGAUGCAGACCUGAUGUUCCGUGGGGUGUGCUUCCCUGUACACCGUGCAUUGCUCUCAGCACGAUGCCCCUAUUUCAGAGACCUGCUGGCAGGGUGUCCAGGCUUUGGGGCUCGAAUCUGCUUGGAACUUCAUACUCCAGGCGUGGAUAUUCCGAUGUUUUCAGCUCUUCUCCGGUACCUGUACACUGGUGACAUAUGUACUCAUGAUGGAACCUUAGAUGUGAAUCUGCUUCGUCGUCUGGGAGAUGAGUUUGGCACCCCCAAUCCCCUAGAGCAUGAUCUUUGUUACCUGCUGGAGACGGGUGAUUACGCUGAUGCCGCCCUGGUGUUCACAUCAGAUGGAGGUGUUAUAAGUGGUAACAGUGGGAGUGGUGACUGUCAGCGACCUGACUCUGGCAGCUCAGAGUAUGGGUUCCGCCCCAAGUUGGAAUUGCCAUGCCACAAAGCUAUACUCAGUGCGAGGUCACCCUUCUUCCGUAACUUGAUCCAGCGACGUACAAGAUCAGGUGAGGAACACACUGAGCGGGCGCUUCACAUUCCGACUCGCAUAGUGCUAGACGAGUGUGUAAUCCCUAAACGAUAUGCCAAAGUGCUCCUCCAUGCUGUGUACUUGGAUACAGUGGAUCUGACGUUGAUCCUUCGUGGGAGUGGCUGUGGAAGUGGUGCUGGUAGCCUUGGUGAGGUGCAGGCAUUGACACACACCGGACGCACACGACCAAGCCCUCUGGAGGAAGCCAUGGAGCUGUACCAGAUAGGCAGGUUCCUGGAGCUUGACAUCUUGGCUCAGGGCUGUGAAGAUCUCAUUCUAGAAUGGCUUUCACUUGAAUCUUUACCCAGUGUGCUGCGCUGGGGUAGUCAGCCCCAUGGUUCGGCUUGGGUUCAUCGUCAGGCUCUUCAUUUCCUGCGUGAGGAGUUUCAAGCAGUGGUACAGUCUCCGGUCCUGCAUCAACUUGACAAGGCUCACCUCAUUGAUGCUCUGUCCAGCCACUUUCUCCAGGCUAGUGAAUUGGAGGUGUUACAGGCUGUUCUGAAAUGGGGGGAACACGAGCUGAUCCGACGGAUGGAAGACCGAGAACCAAAUUUGCUGAGUCACACAGCUCACUCUGUGACACGGAAAGGUAUCAAGAAGCGAGAUCUGAGUGACGUGGAGCUGCGAGAGAUUCUUUCAGAGUUGCUGCCCCUUGUGAGAAUGGAUCAUGUCCUGCCAACAAACAACGAUGUACUGAACCAGGCUAUUCGACGGGGACUGGUGAGCACCCCACCCAGUCACAUGAUAGGGGAUGACCGAGAAAACCUACGCGCCAAUGCUUGGAUACGUGGUGGCAAGAACAAUGGAUUGUUUGUGCGGCCAAGACUAUUCAUGCCAUACUAUGAAGAGAUCAAGGCGCAACUGGAUGAUCAUCUGGUGCAAGAAGUGCAGCUCCUCAGGCUGCGCAGGACCCCAUACAGUCCUGACAUCCCUGAUACAUUGUACAUGGUGGAGGACAAACCUCGUCCUCACGGCACAGCAGGGCUUGAUGUUCUGGCAGCAGCUCUACCAGUUCCAGAUUCAGCCACAAUGUCAGCAAUGUUAAAGCGAGAGCAGAAGCUUCGACAAUCACCAAGUUGUCAAAGGGCUAUAAUGCUACCUCUGUCAUCACGACAUGAGAUCAACCGUCAGAUCAGGCUCCGGGUUGUUAGAGAAUUUAACCUGCCAGAUGCUGUUGCAGAUCUCCUGGAGAGUGCUGCAUGCUACUGCACCCAAGAAGACGAGGACACGGAAAUGGGUAUGGAUGAGGAUCCAGCUUCUCAUCAUCCAUCAAGUAAACCCCCGGGGCCACCCAGUUAUGCUGGAGGUCUUCCACCAUGUUUUGGACGAAACAUGACAUUCCCACGUGGGCCUUCGUCAGCAUAUGCAGUGCGGCAAGAGCUUCCGGCCGUCGUGACAGAGGGUGAUGCUUAUCGUGGCCAUGGAGAGCCUGAAAGCAGCUCCUGUAGCGAUGGCCACUUGUCUGACAUCAUGCCAGAUGUCGCUAUGGCAACAGCCUCAUUUGGCCAGCUGCAGCUUCAGGAACAGCAAGAGCUGGAGUUGGACCUUGGGGAUGGAACAAGUCACCUUCACAACCCAUUGUCUUCUCCACCACCCCCACAUCCUGUCCACCCUCUAAUGCCACAUCCUCAUGGAAGCUACCAUCGAUAUCUUGGUGGUCCUGGUCCGCCACCUCCGUACUCACAUCAUCGUCCUCUUCCUGGACGCAUGUGUCUGGGCCCGUACCACACCGGUCCACCUAGGUUCAUAUAGUGCAGUGAAGCGCUGUUAGCGCUGCCCGGGUUUCUAUAUCAAGUAACAGAUUUUGCAACAUGCUGCCACAGGCGGUUGCUUGCUUCACUGGAGAGUUGGGAUGCUUUCAGAUGAGUGCCAAGAAAUGAUCAGCAGUUGCAUCUUAUGUACAAAAACUUCAUCUUACUCUUCAGAAUGUUGUCACUGAUGCAUAUUCUGCACAAACUGAUUCAGUCAUCAUCGACUGAUGUGCUAUUUAUGCUGUUGAGUGUGGUGUGAUGUAUUCAUUCUGGUAAUUUAUACUGGUUCCAGCCUUCGUCGUUUGAAGACGCUUCUAUGGGCAUGCAAGGCAUCUUGAAUAAUUGAUGCAUAACCUUAUGUUCAUGAGUGUUGAAAGUCUGUAACCACAUAAUUUGUAAUAAUGGAUUGCUAUCCUUGUAGUGGAUUAUGUUAACUGAAUGGUUUGUUCCAUAACUUGAAAGAUCAGUUUAAACCACCAAGUGGAGUUCAGUAUAAUGCAGAAUGCUGUUAUUUAGAAGUAUACUAUUGCGAACAUUGUAGAUAGAUAAAGACGAAAAUGUCUAAUUGUGCGGAUUUUUCACAUCGAACUGCAGUUCAUAUUUAUCUCUCCUUUUUUAAUAAUGUUACUGUGGCAAGUGUAAAAGUGGGGUAUGUAAGUUAAGGUUACAAUUUAUGGCAAUAUUGUGGUGGUAGAAUGUACAUGGGAUGCUGUCUUGUGUGUGACAGAAGUUAAGAUCUGUUGUUUUUUUGUUUUUCUUUUUAUGUUCUUUUGUAAAGCCAAGUGACAGUAUAUUUAUGAAUGUACAAUAAUAGGAGGAGAAGAAUCUGAAAAAUGAAGAAAGUCUGUAUUUUUCAGCAUCAGUAUACAUCUAGAUCAGGGGUGGCCGGCCCGCGGGCCGCAUGUGGCCCGCCUUGAACAUUUAACUUUGAUUUUAAAAUAAUAUUCUUGCGAA
This is a messenger RNA of Zootermopsis nevadensis, 4064 nucleotides long. RefSeq names its product BTB/POZ domain-containing protein 7. The record is from RefSeq and is a predicted model, not a curated record. Lineage: Eukaryota; Metazoa; Arthropoda; Insecta; Blattodea; Termopsidae. Gene Ontology annotation, molecular function: protein binding. Gene Ontology annotation, biological process: morphogenesis of a branching epithelium.